AUGGCGUCUGCUGAUCUGGGAGCUGAGCUGGAAUGCUCCGUCUGUCUGAAAAUUUCGACAGAUCCCGUAACCCCGAAAUGUGGACACAAUGUCUGCCAGGACUGCAUUGGUGGUGUGCUGGAUACACAGGAGGGGUCUGGCGGUUAUUCCUGUCCUGAGUGUAAUCAAAGGUUUGAGAAACAUCCUGCCCAUCAGGAGAAUCUGAAAGUGCCUAACAUUGUGGCUCCAAAACCAGAUCAGGAGGAGUCCGGGGUCCUCUGUACUCAGUGUUAUCACGCUCCUGUACCUGCUGUGAAAUCCUGUCUGAUGUGUGAAGCUUCUCUGUGUGACAACCACCUGAGAGUCCACAGCAAGGCACCAGAACACGUCUUAUGUGACCCCACCACUUCCCUGGAGAACAGGAAAUGCUCCGUCCAUAAGAAGAUCCUGGAGUAUUACUGCACUGAGGACUCUGCCUGUAUCUGUGUGUCCUGUUGUCUGAUUGGAGGACAUAAAGGACAUCAGGUGGAGUCACUGGAUGAAGCCUCUGAGAAGAAGAAGAAGAAACUUAGAAAUGUUCUGCAGAAACUGAUGACAGAGAGAGAGGAGACGGAGAAAAUAGUCCAGAGUCUGGAGGCACACAGGAGGAAAGUAGAAGGAGAAGCAGCCGGUGAAACAGAGAGAGUCAUUGCCCUGUUCAGAGACCUCAGGAGACGUCUGGAGGACCUGGAGAAGAGAGUCCUGAGUGUGAUCUCAAGGAGGGAAGAGCAAGCUUUACUCUCUGAUCUGAUCCUGCAGCUGGAAGUAAAGAAGGACGAGGUGUCCAGGAAGAUGCGUCACAUUGAGGAGCUGUGUAACAUGACGGAUCCACUGACUGUCUUACAGGAAUCAGACACAGGUGACUUGUGUGAUACUGAGGAUGGAGAUGAUGAGGACAGAGAGAGACAUGAUGAACUCCUCCAUGAUGGAGGGGAUCUGGAUGUGGCUGGGAUCUCACACACAUUACACACAGGUAUAUCUGAUAUCAUGUCUGGGGUAAUUGUACAGGAAGGUCCAGACAUAUUACUGGAUGAGAACACAGCCAGUAAUUAUCUACAGAUAUCAGAUGACAGGAAAUCUGCAUCAAAGUCAGAUAUAAAUCAGAAUCGUCCAGAAACUCCGGAGAGAUUUCAGUAUUAUCCUCAGGUGUUGAGCAGUCGGAGUUUCUCCUCAGAGCAACAUCACUGGGAAGUGGAUGUCGGGGGGUCAGAUAGCUGGAUAGUCGGCAUGUGUUACCCCAGUAUAGAGAGGAGAGGAGGUCAGUCAGAGAUUGGAGAUAAUAAGAAGUCCUGGGGUUUGCAGAGGAGAUGGGGUUGUAAUCAGUACUCAGUGACACAUGACAGGAAGGAGAUCCGAGUACCCGGCAAUAUCUCCAUAAACAUUGUCAGGAUAGAGCUGGAUUAUGAGGCCGGGCGGAUCUCCUUUUAUGAACUGUGUGACCCGAUCCGACUCCUCCACACCUUCACCACCACCUUCACUGAGCCCCUCUAUGCCGGGUUGCUGGCUUCAAAGCCGUCAUCCUCAUCCUCAUCUAGUGAGCCACUGACCAGGAACAAGCAUGCAGGAAUUCAGGCUUCACUGGCUGCACGCUUGUUCCAGUGUUCUCAUAACGUUCUUCUCAUAGUGCUCUCAUAA
This is a messenger RNA of Nanorana parkeri, 1653 nucleotides long. Its product is annotated as E3 ubiquitin/ISG15 ligase TRIM25-like. The transcript is spliced from 4 exons. Bases 1 to 1653 code for a protein of 550 amino acids. NCBI's taxonomy places the organism in Eukaryota, Metazoa, Chordata, Amphibia, Anura, Dicroglossidae. The record is from RefSeq and is a predicted model, not a curated record. Gene Ontology annotation, molecular function: zinc ion binding; protein binding.